Molecule: messenger RNA, 1990 nt
Organism: Geodia barretti
Lineage: Eukaryota; Metazoa; Porifera; Demospongiae; Tetractinellida; Geodiidae
Source: the annotation of a GenBank genome assembly
AGUGAGAUGAUGUUGCUACCUGGUUUGGCGUGGCUGCUGUUGGUAAGCCUUCUCCCACCGAGCUUCAUGACCCCCUGCGUGAACGUCAACAUCACGGGGUGCUUAGGCUGUGGUAGCUGCACCAUAUCCUGCUCCGCGUUUGGGCUUACCGAGUUCCCGAGCAUCUCAGUUGAAGAUGCAGCACUAGUAGAGCUUUUGGAUCUGUCCCUCAAUGGACUCACUAUCAUUACAGCAGUUGACCUGCAGCACUUCACUCAGCUGGAAGAACUUAAAGUCAUCAACAAUGAUAUCACAUACAUUGAAGAUGGAAGCUUUUCAAACAACCAAGAGCUCUCCAUGAUUUCUCUAGAAAGUAAUCCUCUGCACUGCGACUGUGGCCUUCGUUGGUUGUGGGAGUUCCUAGAAACUCUUCCAAUGGACAGCAAUGGGAGAUGUGAGUCUCCUCCACAGCUGGCUGGAUCUCUUAUUAGUCAUCUCAACCUCUCCCAACUCACAUGUGAGUGUCCUACUGAGUGUGGUGGUAACUCUUCAUGUAAUACACUAUUGGGUCUAUGUGAAUGUGACUCUGGAUACAGAGGAUAUAACUGCAGUCAAGUAUGCCUUCCAGAGACAUUUGGAUCCAACUGUAGUGAAACAUGCACAUGCGAGGCCGGUAGUAGCUGUCAUCAUAUCACUGGAGACUGCACUUGUCCACCGGGCUAUCUAGGGACGAACUGCAGCCAUGAUUGCAGUAAAGCCCCAGAGUGUGCCCUCCUGGGCAGAGAAGCAUGUUCACUAGACUCUCCUGAGAACACUUGUGGAGCAUGCAGGACAGUGCCAGUUGGGAACAGAACUGAUGAGUGGGGAAAUGACAGUUGUGUGACAGUCUCUGUUUCAAAUAUUCUCCCCCUUGCUUCUACUGCUUCUUGCUGUAAAGUUAGUGGAACAGACUCUGAGGUGUUACUGAGCCAUCAGAAUCUCCUACAUCUUCCACUGUGCCUCAUUCUCCUACUAACAGCAGUCCCAAUCCCAGUGAAGGCCUUUUGAUUACGUCUCAUCUCAUCAUACUCUUGUCCUAUCUCAUGGUGCUGCUUGUAAUUGUCCUGACCUUAACCACUGGCCUACUCUGUUGGAGAAGUUCAGUUAGUAAGAAGGCAAAGAUAUUCCCUUUACCGGGAUGACCAACAUUCCACAGAUGCAACCUCCAGACAAACUUCUCUCCUUAUCUAAGCUAAUGGUGGUUUCCAGCUGCAGUAGGUGGAUCCACGUUGGUAUCUCUCUGGUGGAAAUGAGUCACAGUGUGGCUGGCAAGAUUCUUUAGUGCAUUCAUAGUGACAGUCAUAAAGGUAAUGCAUAAUUGGUAUCAAAACAUUGCGCCGUCUUCUUCUGGAGGGUCCUUAUGGUCCCAGAGAUCGUGCUCCUUGUCCCCUAGUUGAGUCACAUGGUACUCCUGACUGGCCAGGAAGCAAUAGCGAAAGAAGGCCAGCAUCCGUCGAACCCCAACAACCUGAGCUGUAACCUCCUCCACAUAGUCUGCAAACAGAAUGUCCAUGACCUCUGGCCGGAGGGCCUUGAAAUGUGCUCCAAUCACUGCCAUGUCCAGCUUGACGUAGCCGUGUAUGUGGACACAAGUUGGGAUCUUGUUCUCCACUGUCGCCGAACAAAUGCCCACGUCACUUGGGGAGGGAGGGAAGAGGUGGUGGAGACCUUUGAACCUGGUGGAGAGGAGGCUGAUGAAGAAACUGGACGUCUGGUUGUAGCCGUAGAGAUCGUGGAUCAUCAUGUCCAGGUACAGUCUCAGAGCAAACAUCUGACCUCUGGGAUCCUUGAUCAAGUCAAACUUGUGGUCGUGUCUGUAGAUAGCGUUCAUGUGGUCAUAGAGGUCAUAGUCAUGUGACCAGGUGGAGAGAGAGACGGAGGGAGAGAGAGUCUCCACGUAGUGCCACGUGUAGGGAGGAACAUACAGAACAUCACCUGGUCCCAGCACAACCUGCAGGGCUCUGGACUUGGC